CAAGAAUAGGCACAGCCCAAGUACAUAGGAUGUAUACAACGGAAGUACCUACUUGCACUCUAGAAAGUAGGAAACUAAGACAGAAACAAAUUCAGUACAUUAUCAUCAUUCCUUACAAAAUCUUAGCCCACAAACUCAAAGUCGAAAAGAAAAAAUUUCGAAGAUCUUCAAAAGAACGCUUUGUCUUCAAAACAUCUCCGAUUCCUUUCCAGCCAUAAACACCACAUUAAACACAAAAGAAUCAUUCUUGACUUGUGGAGAAAAAACUUAUUGACUUGUAGAUGCUGGAAAUUAUUGAACAAUAAAGACAUGAGUGGGUUUUAGGUAAGGCAGUAGUUAAUUUUCUCUUAGAGUGCAAUAAAUUUGAACUAUAAAUCCCAGUGAAGUUGGAAAUAUUGUUGGAAGGGUGACUACAAUAAUGGCUUACUGGAGAACUGAUUCUAGUUAUGACUUGCAGACUGAAAUAUGUUUGGAGGCCAGAUAGAGAAUAUCUUAAGUUAGAUUGGGGUUUUGUAUCUAAUGACCCAUGGAAGGCCUAAGCCACAUAUGGACGCAUGCUUCAAAGGGACUAGUCAAGGAUACAAUUGGAGCCUCUUUGAAUCAUUAUAAAGGGCUUGAACUUCUCCCUCUCAAGCAAUAUGGGAUCCCAUUCAACACCUCUGUGGUGCCCCGUUUCUCGGUAAAGAGCAAGGUGGGGAUACGUGGUGCCAGGGACUCCAGCCGGUUGGCAAUACUCUAGUUGUUCUUGUCAGGUCUAGGUGCGUAAUCAUGGAUUGAAUACGUGGUAAAUGAAAUAAGUCAUAGCAGAAUAAGUAAAGUUUUAGUCAGAGACUAAACUAAUUGUACCAGAGGUUUAUACCAAUGAGGACAUUCAUCCAUUAAUAAUAGUAAUAUACAUAUGUAAAUGUCACUUCUUCCCAUAUAAUAUUAUACAUUGUCAUUAGUUCAUCACCUACAUCUAAAUACAACAAACCGAACAUGGUUCGUCACCUAACUAAAAUAUACAUCUUAACGAAUACAAAGAUCUAAUAUCAAAGACAUGCCUAUAUACAACUCGGGUGGGAUCGAUCCUUCUUCCUCGAGGAACUCCGCUUGGGCUACAUUUGCAUCAAGAUCUACGGCUCCAGUAAACGAAAUCGCAAGUGGGACCACUAAAGUGAGACUUCUAAGAGAUAUUUCUUUUACUACGGUGGCACUAGUGCUACUCCUUCCAUCGCACCAUUUGAAGUCGCUUCUUGAAGACUUGGACCAGAUGUAGGGGUGAACACUUAACAAUCACAAAAGUGAGAUUCUGGCUUUUAACCAGUGCCUUUAAACUGUGGAACUGUCAUUUGUAUCUCUAACGUUCAUCUGACUCCAUGUAUGCUUGAAUAGGGGACCUUUGAUCUCAUCCAUCCAUUUGCCCUCUAGCCUUAUAGGAUGGCAGAGACUAACAUAAACAAGGUGUGCACGUCCUCUGCAGUUUGCCUUCGGUCAAAGCUCAGAGUCUGUCUUUAAAUGAGGGUCUCCCAAGUGGUGUUGGACCAUACCUUUGACAUAAGACGAUUUGGCCUGCAUGUUCAUAAUCUUUUUUCCAUGGGUUCACUUCAAAUGUGACAUCUCUAAUGGAAUGUAGGCCUCUGUGUAUGACACCUAUCGCCUUUGAGUACCUUUGUGUUGUCUUGGAGAGCUCUCACUUUUGUAUUGGUCUUAUCCUUCACCAUUGCUCGCCUUGUACUACAAGCCAUCAUUUUCUAGAACUACCAAACUCUUCAGCUUUUCGUUCUCGCCCUUGUACGGUUGGCACAAUAUUUGUCUGUUUGGCAUUGGUUGAAAAGUCCUUUAUCACCCGAUGCUGGACCGUAUCAGUCAGGCUUUCUACAAUGUGCUACUCGCCUUACUCUUUUGGUUUGGCCGCACAUUGCCUCUUCUUCACAGCCCUUUGCCCUUAGGAGGAUCUCUUCCCUUGCUUUGGCACAGUCCUCACAACCUUCCUAUACACAAUCAUACAAGGGUAUUACAUAGUAAUGCCUAAUGCCAAGUGUUUCCAAUGAGACUAUUGAAACAAUACUUCGAGAGGUCAGCUGCGGAUAUUUGGUCCAAAUGAUUCCAAGAUGGAUGUAAAGCAAGACCCAUAGAUUUUUAAUGAAUUUUAAGUGAGGAUGAUGUACUGGCACUCUUGUUCACUUUCACAAAAGAUCUCAUCUCAUCUUACUUAAUCAUUACAACUUUUUAAAAUUUCCAUACUGUUAGAAUAUAUUGUCUAUAAUGUGUUUGUAUAAGGGAAUAUGGGUCUCUUGUAUUUAGGGUAUAUAUAUACUUGUGUGUACACUGUGAAUAAGAAAAAAAAUAGAGUAUUAUUUCAUCAAAUCUCGUCUACAUGGUACUAGAGCGCAAUUCUCACGAAUCUGAGUUCUGUAUGGGUUGAGAGUGUUUUUCGGGUGUAGUUUGUGAGAUCACCGUGUUCCCCGGCGUGUUUCCGUGUGGUUUGGGUGCUCGUAGGUGCCGUGUGGUGGUUGAAUCGCUUUCCGGCCACUUUCUGGCAUCAUCUCCGGUACUGAACACCAGGGGUGAACUCGCCGGCAGUUUCUGUUGGUAAUAAGCCUUGUUGCCGUCGUCUUCAGCCGCCGGAAGGGGUCACCGUUGCCGAUCUAAUACCGUUUGGUUGCAGGUAAGCUCGUAUUCUAGUUCUGGAAUAGGCAUAACCUUGAACCUGUAUAAGGUUUUAUUCCAGGUUGGAAUAAAACGCGUUUGGUAACACGGAUAGCUUAAACCUAUCCUGGGUUAGGAUAGGCUUAUCCGAGAAAGAUCCAAAUGAGCCAGACCCGGAACCGAUCCGAGACCGACCCGGACCCAAUCCGAGACAGGUCCAUAUCGGCCAUAUAUCGGGCGAAACAGACCUGAUACCGGCCGAUACAGUCCGGUUCCGGCCACUUUCAGGCUGAUACAUACCGGUUCCGAACCGGUACAACACUUUUUUGACCGGUUCAGACUUGUUUCACCCGAUACAGGCCCAAGAUUUGGGUUUUUAAUCUGGAUUUCUACUUUUCCAGAUUGUAUUUUCCAGUUUUUCGUCCAUAUUUCAUGUUUUUUGUGUGAAAUCUUUGUUUCUAAGUGGAUUGUUGUGAUAUCUUGGUAUCUUUUCCAUGGCAACUAAAUUUGAGUCAAUGUCACUUGCACCAAAUAUUAAUAUGCCUAUGACUUCGGUGAAGUUAAAUGGAAAGAAUUACAUGUUGUGGUCAAGAUCCGUUGAAAUGUUUUUGAAAGGCAAGGGUCUUCGUCGUACUCAUCUGAUUGAUCCAAUUCCUGCUUUGACUAGUUCUACAUUUGCUCAAUGGGAGUAGGAAGAUGCUCAAAUAUUAUCUCUGAUGUUGACUAGUAUUGAACCUAGUAUUUGCUCAAGUUUAAUACAUUUUGACAUUGCUCAAGAGGUGUGGGGGCAUCUCAAAUAGAUGUAUUUAGGUGCUGGAAACAUAACUCGUAUUUAUGAGUUGUGUAAACAAUUAUUCGUGUUGGAACAUAAUGCUUUGGGCCUGGAAGACUAUUAUUCUCAAGUAAUGGGCAUAUGUGAAGAACUUAAAAUGUAUCAACCUGUCACUUUUGAUGUUCCAAGUAUGCUAAAACAACGAGAAGAUUUUAAUGUUGUUCGCUUUCUUGUUGGCUUAAAACCGGAGUAUGAUUCAGUGCGUUCUCAAAUUUUGGCAAGUCCACAGUUUCCCUCAUUUCCUGAUGUAUUCUUCCGACUUCAGCGAGCUACAUUAUCUUCUGGUCAGAGUAAUGAGAGAUCUGUUUUAACUGCUUCCUAUGUUGCUCCUGCUGGGCGUGGAGAUCGGAGUGGUAAAGGUGCACAUGGGGGAAGAGAUAAUCGCACUCAAGGUAGUGAAUUUCGUAAGUGCACCCAUUGUGGUCGCACUAACCACACAGUGGAUUAUUAUUGGGAUCUACAUGGUAGACCAUUUGGGUUUGCUAAUCAAGCCACUUUCCAAGAUGAUCCACAGUUAACGAGCUCCAACCGAUCUUCAGAUAUGAUUAAUAUAUCAAAGGAUGAGUAUGAGUGGUUUUUGGGUCACACAGGGGCUUCAUCUUCCACAGCUACUCUUACCCACUAAGGUAUAACAUCCGCAUGUCUUGUCUUAUCCACUCAAGGUCCAUGGAUCAUUGAUUUAGGAGCUAAUGAAUAUUUGACCGGUUUGUCUUCUGCCUUGUCUAAGUUAAAUAUUGUACCAUCUGUAAAAAGUGUCACUCUUGCUAAUGGUUCUCUUGCUAAAGUUACAGGCAUUGGAUCUACUAAACUCACUGACUCCAUAUCUUUGUCAUCUGUCCUACAUGCUCCGAGUUUUCCUUUUAGUUUGUUAUUUAUUAGUAAAAUUACUCAAAAUCUACAAUGUUUAGUGACUUUUUAUCCCUCUUCAUGUGUUUUUCAGGAUCUCAAGACGCGGAGGGGGGGGGGAUUGGUACGGGGCAUGAAGCUGGUGGUCUGUAUUACCUAAAUGUUCAACAGUCACCCACUCAAGCCCUUACAACCCCCUCAUCAUCUGCUUUUGAAUGGCACUAUCGGCUGGGUCAUCCCUCACUUUCUCUUUUGAAGUGUCAAAUUAGGAACUUAGGAAGUGCGUCUCCCUUUUCUUGUGAAGCGUGUCAACUUAGUAAACACCAUCGUGUGUCUUUUGUUCCUCGUAUUGAUAAACGAACAUCGAGUCCUUUUAAAUUGGUUCACUCUGAUAUAUGGAGACCAAUCAACAUUGAAUCAAAUAAGUUUCAAUAUUUUGUUACAUCUGUUGAUGACUACUCUCAUGUGACAUGGUUGUUUUUUAUGAAGGCCAGAUCUGAACUUCUUUCCAUAUUUCAAGUGUUCUGGAAACAAAUUAAAACUCAAUUUAACAAAAAGGUUCAGAUUUUGCAUUCUGAUAAUGUUAGAGAAUAUCUAUCUAGUGCCUUGGCUACUUACCUAAGUGACAAAGGAAUUAUUCAUCAAACAUCAUGUUCAUAUACACCCCAACAGAAUGGGGUGGCUGAACGCAAAAACUGGCAUUUGUUAGAUGUAACCUGAGCACUAUUGCUACAUAUGCAUGUUCCUAAACGGUUUUGGAGUGAUGGUGUUCUUACUGCUUGUCAUCUUAUUAAUCGUAUGCCUUCAUCAGUUCUUAAUGGUUCAUCUCCCUUCUCCGUCUUGUUUCCAUCAUCUUCACCUUUUUUUCUUCCGCCAAAAAUCUUUGGAUGUGUUUGCUUUGUUCAUAACCUUGGUCCAGGCUUUGAUAAACUUGACCCCCGUUCUACCAAGUGUCUCUUUGUUGGUUAUUCCUAGACUCAAAAAGGAUAUUGCUGCUAUAGUUCUGCUCUUAGACGCUAUUUCACGAGUACUGAUGUUACCUUCUUUGAGUCCAUACCUUUUUUUUCAAAUACAUUUUCGAGUGUUGAGUGUGAUCCUCUACCAUUACCUACUCUUACAUUAUCUCCCUCACAAUCACCCAACCUUACCCAACCUUCCCCAGUUCUUUUACAGGUUUACUCACGUCGCUUGCGGUCGCCGGCUCCCAUGCCCCAACCAGUUGUGCUUCCAUCUUCAGAUCCUGAGUUGCCCAGUACUUCGGACUCUCUACCUAUUGCUCUUCGCGAAGAUAAUCGUUCUUAUGUUACUUAACAUCCUAUUAGUCAAUUUGUUUCGUAUCAUGCCUUAUCCCCUUCAUUCUCAUGUUUUACAUCUCAAGUUUCAAAACUCUCUAUUCCUAAGACAUUCAGGAUGCAUUAUUUGAUCCGGGAUGGAGGACAGCUAUGGGAAAUGAAAUGGAUGCUCUUCAUCAUAAUGGCACAUGGGAUCUUGUUCCACUACCACCUAGUAAACAACUUGUUGGUUGUAAAUGGGUAUACACUAUCAAAUUUCAUCCUAAUGAUUUUGUAGAACGUCUGAAAGCCCGCUUGGUUGCAAAGGGCUACACUCAAACCUAUGGCAUUGACUACGAAGAGACAUUCUCUCCAGUUGCCAAAAUCUCUUCUGUUCAAGUGCUAAUCUCUCUUGCUACUAAUUUAGACUGAUCCUUAUUUUAGCUGGAUGUAAAAAAUACAUUCCUCCAUGGCGACUUGCAUGAGGAAGUUUAUAUGGAGCAACCACCUGGGUUUGUUGCUCAAGGGGAGUAUCGAGGUACUGUAUGCAGGUUGAAAAAGGCAUUAUACGGUUUGAAACAAUCUCCUCGAGCAUGGUUUGGAAGGUUCUCUGAUGCUGUAUUGACAUUUGGUCUUCACAGAUGCCAAACAGAUCACUCGGUAUUUCACUUGCAUAGUGAUUUUCAGACGAAAGACUUGGGCAAGCUUAGAUAUUUCCUUGGAAUUGAAGUCAGUAGAUCUAAAGAGGGCAUCAACUUAUCUCAGAGGAAAUAUAUACUUGAUCUUUUAGAAGAAACCGACAUGUUGGGUGCACGAUCUCUUGACACCCCUAUGGAUCCCAAUUGUAAAUUCUUGAAAGAAGGGGAGUUGUUUAGAGAUCCAGGUAUGUAUCAAAGACUUGUUGGGAAAUUGAACUAUCUUACCAUCACUAGACUGGGCAUCUUUUAUGCAGUGAGUGUACUGAGUCAAUUUUUACAAACGCCUAGGAUCUCACAUUGGGAUGUUAUAAUUCAUAUUCUUCGUUAUCUCAAGCGAGCACUUGGCCUUGGAAUACUAUAUCGAUUAAAUGGACAUCUUAGAGUUGAAGCAUUUUCAGAUGUUGAUUGGGCAGGAUCUCCUUUAGAUAGAAUAUCUACUACGAGAUAUUGUACCUUUGUAGGAGGUAACUUGGUUACAUGGAAGAGUAAGAAACAAACAGUAGUAGCUCGUUCUAGUGCGGAAGCUGAAUACAGGGCAAUGGCACAUACUACUAGUGAGCUGACAUGGUUACAACACUUUUUUCAAGAGAUUGGGUUUCCAGCUCCUAUCCCUCUCCAGCUAUUUUGUGAUAAUCAAGUUGCACUGCAUAUUGCCUCUAACCCUAUGUUUCAUGAGAGGACUAAACAUAUAGAGAUUGAUUGUCACUUCAUUCGAGAUAAGAUACUAAGUGGUGACAUUGCUACACCUUUUGUGAAGUCCGCAGAUCAACUUGCAGAUGUGUUUACUAAAUCCUUGUGUUGGAGUCGAUUAAAACCUAUUUGUUUCAAGUUAGGUUUAUAUGAUGUAUAUGCCCCAGCUUGAGGGGGAGUGUUAGAAUAUAUUGUCUAUAAUGUGUUUGUAUAAGGGUAUAUAGGUCUCUUGUAUUUAGGGUAUAUAUAUACUUGUGUGUACACUGUGAAUAAGAAAAAAAAUAGAGUAUUAUUUCAUCAAAUCUCGUCUACACAUACAAAAUAAAAUAAACAAUUCAACUUUUUCAAAUCCCAACACAAAAAUACUAUUAAAACAAUAUAUUUUAAUAAUAUUUUAUUUAACUUUCAAUUUUAAUCUUAACUCAUUUCAUCUUAUCUCUGAGAACAAACGAGGCCUUAAUUCUUAUAGCCCGGAAUAUGAUUUAUAUGCUUUUUUAAUUAGCUUCCUAAUCUUUUUGUUUUGGAUCACUCUAGUGAGUCAUAGCUUAUAGUGAGUCAUACCCAAGCUAUUUACCGAUGUAAAUUCCUGCGCUAUAUUCUAACAUGUUUGAAUAUUGUGUA
Carya illinoinensis is the source of this 7589-nucleotide messenger RNA. RefSeq lists its product as uncharacterized. The transcript has 2 exons. Bases 6076 to 7140 code for a protein of 354 amino acids. NCBI's taxonomy places the organism in Eukaryota, Viridiplantae, Streptophyta, Magnoliopsida, Fagales, Juglandaceae. The record is from RefSeq and is a predicted model, not a curated record.